This is a messenger RNA of Trichoderma harzianum CBS 226.95, 291 nucleotides long. RefSeq lists its product as hypothetical. The transcript is spliced from 3 exons. NCBI's taxonomy places the organism in Eukaryota, Fungi, Ascomycota, Sordariomycetes, Hypocreales, Hypocreaceae. The record is from RefSeq and is a predicted model, not a curated record. Gene Ontology annotation, cellular component: mitochondrion. The annotation marks the transcript as partial.
AUGAGUGUCCCUCGUGCGCGGUUGUUAGACUUGAUGAAGGCGCAAUGCCAAGUAUUCGCCACGACGUUCAACCCUGAGGGGAUUCGCAUGGGCAACAAGGUCUUGCGACAGCGACUCAAAGGCCCUGCGCUCGCCGCUUACUACCCCCGGAAGCUGGCGUCGAUUAAGGAUGUGAAGCGAGAGUUUGGUCCGGUGCUUGCCACGUGGGACGACGCCGAGGAAGAUCGAUUCGAGUACAUUGAAGAGCUUAAGCAGCGUGGAAAGAGUGCACCAAAGAAGAAGAAGGGUCCU